Molecule: messenger RNA, 843 nt
Organism: Colletotrichum tamarilloi
Lineage: Eukaryota; Fungi; Ascomycota; Sordariomycetes; Glomerellales; Glomerellaceae
Exons: 1
Coding region: 1-843 (280 amino acids)
Source: RefSeq, a predicted model, not a curated record
AUGCCAUACAAGACCAAAAGGAUCCAAAUCCUCUUUGAAGGAACUACUCUUCCGGGAACGAUGAUGCAGCCUGACAAAAGCGACAAACCGAGGCCCACGAUCAUUUUUAAUGGUGGCUUCGACUCCACCAAGGAAGAGAUAUUCUACAUGAAUGGCCAGGCGGCACUUGAAGAAGGCUUCAACGUUAUUCUCUUCGAUGGCCCGGGACAAGGCGAAGCUCUGAGAAAGCAGCGCCUCGUUUUCAGAAACGACUGGGAGACUGUAAUCACUGCGGUUGUCGACUAUGCUCUUGGCCAGCCCACAGUCAUCGCAAACAAGGUGUUCCUUAUGGGCAUCAGUAUGGGUGGCUACCUUGUCGGAAGAGCUCUAUGUUUCGAGCAUCGAUGCGCGGCCGCUAUCGUCAACGACGGAGUUUACGACUUUGGCGCUGCAUUUCAUUCCCAGAACCCUGGCCUUGGCAGAUUCCUGCUACGCAAUGGCUGGGACGCUACGAUGAAUGCUCUAAUGUUCCAGAUGAUGCGCUGGGAUACGGGCUUCAAAUGGGCGAUUUUGAAUGGAAUGUGGGCUUUCGGCGCUAAGUGUCCAGUAGAGGUGCUGCGCUGUGUGAGUGAGUAUAGUCUGGAGGGGCUCGUGGACAACAUCCAUACUCCAUUACUAGUUCUGGAUGCGAUUGAAGAUCAUUUCUUGAAAGGACAGCCAAAAGCCUUGUUUGGCAAGUUGCGCGGCGAGAAAGAAUUUGAGCAGUUUACGGCGGAAGAGGGGGCAACCUCGCACUGCCAUAUGGGGUCCCUCACUAGGCUCAACCAGGCGAUCUUUGACUAUCUACUUCCGCGGGUGCAAUAA